AUGUUAAUACUUUAUGGACCUAACCGAGCUGAUGGAGAGAAAUCUGGAACUUUAAAAGAGAUAAGAAAACAAAAGUCAUUGGUCACUAAUGAAGACUUUGUUGAAACUAUUCAAGAUAUUGAUGACCAUGUUGUUCGAAAUGAGGUGAAUUUGGAAAUCUUUGAUGUUACUUACGAUUUUUCUGUACCCGAAACACAAUCACCAUAUCCUUUAAGUGGAAGUAAAAGGAAGAAAAUAAAAGUGAUUAAAAACAAACAUACAAACAACGAUAUUACUGAACUCCAAGAAUCAAUUGUCUUGGUUGUAAAUGCACUAACAGAAAGAAAUGCUGCAAUACGAGAAGGAAAUGAAAUAAUGAGAGAGCGUCAAAAAUAUGAGUUGUCUCCAAUUUCAUGGGAAGAAAUUUGGAAUUUAAUAAAUGAGUUUGGAUGUGAUGCAAAGUCUUUGCCGCAUAUAUAUUGCACUAUCAUGAAAGAGACCGAUAAACUUAGGAUGAUUCUCCUGUGUCCACCUGAAGCAUGCAAAGCAGUGAUAAUGCAAAUGGUCUUUGGCUCAUCUGAUUGA
Molecule: messenger RNA, 564 nt
Organism: Vicia villosa (hairy vetch)
Lineage: Eukaryota; Viridiplantae; Streptophyta; Magnoliopsida; Fabales; Fabaceae
Exons: 1
Coding region: 1-564 (187 amino acids)
Source: RefSeq, a predicted model, not a curated record